Prionailurus viverrinus (fishing cat) is the source of this 1642-nucleotide messenger RNA. RefSeq names its product coiled-coil domain containing 185 (gene CCDC185). The record is from RefSeq and is a predicted model, not a curated record. The transcript has a single exon. Bases 50 to 1642 code for a protein of 530 amino acids. Lineage: Eukaryota; Metazoa; Chordata; Mammalia; Carnivora; Felidae.
ACCCCCAGGGGCCCCCCGCAGCGUCGCGGAGCUGGACACGGGCGCGAGUAUGGAGGGCUUAGACCGAUUUUGCCCGAGCUCCCUCCUGGACCUGGGCUCGGGGGCCACCACCCCGGGCUCGGGGAGCGAAGCCGGGACACCCUCGCCACAUGCGCGCUGCGCGCCCACCUCGCGGCCUCGAAGGCGCAGGUGCCCGGACUCGCCCCGAGAGAGCCGCAGCCUGACCGACGUGGCCACUGGGCCCCCGGACGGCGCCAGGAGGCCCCGGCCCCACGGACGGCGCCUGGAGGACGCCUGGGGCGAGCCAGGGGCCGGCGCGCAAGGCCCGGCCUGGCGACGGCAGCCCCCAGGGCCCUGGCACUGCCCUCCAGCCCGGGGAGGCUCGCCCCCACCUUGCCCCGAGGGAGCGUCCAGCCCCCCGGGCGGGACCUUCGGGGCGCAGAGGGCGCAGAGCGGAGACCAGUGGGCAGUGCCGCCGUGCGGAGGAACGGGUCACCGGUCCCUGUCCUCGGCUCUGUCCCAGAGGUCUUCGGGGCGGUCCCAGGAGUGCGCGGCGCCGGCGGCUUGCGCGUGCGCCCACCUGCGGGAAGGCAGCGACCCCGGGGAGUCCGCGGCCCGCCAGCCGUCCCAGCCGUCAGCGUCGCGCGAGGAGCGGCCGAGCCCGCGCGCCCAGCUCCUCAGGACCGAGCUGGAGGCGGCGCUCACGACCUCCAGGGGCCAGAAGAUCGUGGCCCUGGUCCUGACCCGGCUCCGGAAGGCCCAGAGGAUGCGGGAGCUGCAGCAGCAGGCGGCCGCCGCCUGGGAGGAGCUGAGGCUCUCGGACCAGAAGGUGCAGCGGACCCUGGAGCGGGAGCGCGAGCGGCUUCUGCACGAGAGCCGCGAGCAGUGGCGGCAGCAGGAGCGGCGCGUCCGACGGCGCCACGGCCCCGCGAGGCCGGACGACGACCCGGAGCGCGCCCCGAAGCUCGCGCCGGCGACCCCCCGGCAGAGCCGUGAGCUGCGCGCGCCGGGGCCCGAGAGGCCCGAGCGGGCGGGUCCCCGGCAGGGCCUGCACCCCACGGACACCCAGGAGCCGGCCCGGGAGACCAACCUCAGCUCCCUGGUCAACUACCAGGCCCGGAAGGUGCUCCUGGACUGCCAGGCCAAGGCCGAAGAGCUGCUGAGGAAGCUGUCCCAGGAGCAGGGCGCCCAGCGGUGCCCGGGGGCGCAGCCGGGCCUGGGGAGGGAGCUGGGGCCCGGGGCGCAGCGGCCCCGGGAGCCUCUGCAGCAGGUGCGGCGGCGGCGGCGCGCGGAGGAGGCCGGGGAGCAGGUGCCGGCGCACGAGGGGCUGCUGACCGAGCUGGCCGAGCGCAGGGCGCGGCGGGCCGGGGGCGGCGGGGACGAGCUCGGCGUCCUGCGGGGGGAGAACCAGCACAUUCUGAAGCUGAAAGCCGAGAAGGAGGGCAAGUGCCACAUCGAGGGCAUCAAGGAGGCCAUCCGGAGGAAGCAGCAGAGGAGGGAGCACAUCUCCCGGGAGCAGGACGCCACGUUGGAGGAGUUCGAGAAGCUCUCCAGGGCCCCCCGGGGGGACCAGGCGCGCGCGCUGGCCGGCAGCCUCCUGGACCGGCGGGCGCGGGAGGAGGCGGGGCCGCAGGGCUGCUGA